Dioscorea cayenensis subsp. rotundata (Guinea yam) is the source of this 1449-nucleotide messenger RNA. Its product is annotated as patatin-like protein 2. The record is from RefSeq and is a predicted model, not a curated record. Gene Ontology annotation, biological process: lipid metabolic process. The transcript is spliced from 6 exons. NCBI's taxonomy places the organism in Eukaryota, Viridiplantae, Streptophyta, Magnoliopsida, Dioscoreales, Dioscoreaceae. Bases 61 to 1278 code for a protein of 405 amino acids. Gene Ontology annotation, molecular function: glycerophospholipase activity; monoacylglycerol lipase activity.
CAAAAAACAAGCUUCUCCAUCUCAUAAGGGUUUCAAUAUUUUGAAGCCUUUAUUUCCUCCAUGGCAACCAAUGUAAGUCCAGUUUCAAUCUUCCCACCUCCUCAGGCCAAGCUUGUCACAGUUCUCAGCAUAGAUGGAGGUGGAAUUAGGGGCCUUAUUCCUGGAACAAUCCUUGCCUUUCUGGAAUCCAAGCUCCAAAAACUUGAUGGAGAACAUGCAAGGAUUGCAGAUUAUUUUGAUUUGAUUGCCGGAACGAGCACCGGUGGCCUCGUGACGGCAAUGCUUACAGCUCCUGACAAAGACAACAGACCACUCUUUGCAGCAAAACAAAUCAAUGACUUUUACUUAGAAAACUCACCCAAGAUAUUUCCCCAAAGCCAGGCUGGCAUAUUCAGUUCAGCAAUUAAUUUGUUUCGUGUAUCCACCGGGCCAAAGUACGAUGGCAAGUAUCUUCACUCCAAGAUUCAACAACUGCUGGGCAACUUGACAUUGGACAAAACCCUAACCAACGUUGUUAUUCCCACAUUUGAUAUCAAGCUUCUUCAGCCCAUAAUAUUCUCCACUUUUGAGGCCAAGGAUAAACCUUUAAAGAAUCCUCUUCUUUCUGAUGUUUGCAUCGGAACUUCAGCGGCUCCAACAUUCCUACCUGGUCACUAUUUUGAAACUAAACAUGAUGGGGUAACCAGAAGCUUCAAUCUUGUUGAUGGUGGUGUUGCGGCAAAUAAUCCAACCUUGACUGCCAUCAACCUUAUAAAGAAGGAGACCUUUCUGAGAAAUCAAGAUGACAUUUCUGUGGAUCCUAUAGACUGUAAUAAAUUCCUCGUAAUUUCAUUGGGAACUGGGUCAGCAAAGCAGGAAGAGAGGUUUAGUGCUCAAGAAUCAUCCAAAUGGGGCCUGCUUGGAUGGCUAUAUAACAAGGGAAUGACGCCUUUGAUCGAUAUCUUUACUCAAGGAAGUGCUGAUAUGGUUGACAUUCACGCAUCUGUUCUCUUUGAAGUCCUCUUAAGUGAAAAGAAUUACAUUCGCAUUCAGGAUGAUAGCCUUUCUGGUGACACGGCAUCAGUAGAUAUUUCGACCAAGGAGAACUUGGAAAGCUUAAUCAAGAUUGGCAAUGAAUUGCUAAAGAAGCCUUUUUCUAGGGUGAACAUAGAGACUGGAGAGUUCGUGCCAGUUGAAGAUGAGGGCGAAAAAGGGACGAAUGAGGAGGCCCUCAUUCGUUUUGCAAAGCUUCUUUCCAAUGAAAGACGAAGCAGGCUUGGAAUGUUGCUUGCAGAAUGACUGACUUUUUAAUGGCUAGCUGUAUUUCGAAAUUAUUUAUAUAUAGUUAAUAAGGGCUCAAAUACUUGUUACACUAUUUAGUUUUUCUCUUCUUGUUUUGUGAAAAUCAAGUGGUUGCCAAUGGCUCAAUGGAUUAAGAUUUUGAGAAGGUGAAUGAAAAAUGCACUAGUA